AUGUCGUCCAGAGUCACACGUUCAUCUGCGAGGCCCUCAGCAGGCUCCUCCAACGAGAAUCCACCGAACCCUUCCGCCCCUCCACCAUUCCACGCCCCGCCUGCCACCUCUCGCAAGCGGAAGAAGGCCACCACAGAGGCAAGCCCAGAGCAGUCUAACGAGGCAGGAGAGGCUCCACCUACGCGUAGUGCCCGUGCUAAGCGCACCAAGAUCGAGACUGAGAGCUCGUCUGCUGCAGCGCCGACUCGCUCUAAGAAGGCAAAGGGCAAAGCAGCCAUGUCGUCAUCUGGGCCUUCAGCAGAUCCGGUAGCGGAGAAAUCCUCACGGCGAGGGAAAGGCGGCCGCAAGAGCUCAGGUCAAGGUGAUAACUCGUGGCGUCAGUCAGGAUCCUUGCUACGUGCUGAACAUGGAGCAGAUUCUCCUUCCACAUCACGACGCAACUCACGCAAAUCUGCGAAGACAGACGAGGACACGAACAUGGAGGAUGCGCCAGAGGACAGGUCUGAGGACGAACCACGGACGCCAGGCGACGAGCACACGAGCGACGACGGCAACGAUGGUGGUGCAGGUACCCGCUACGGCGAAGACGACGAUGAUGACGACGACGAUCCCUUUACGAGCGGUUUUCUUGGGCGCAAUCCCCAUGCCAGCCUCUCGGCGCUACGACAGCUCACUGGGAUGAUGUCUGGCAAUGCACAGCGGCUGCAAGGCAUUCUGGAGCAGCUCAAGUCACCAGACGUGUCUCUACAGCUGAUUGCUCUACAAGACCUAUCUGAGGUGCUCCUCAUGGCAACCGAAGACAUGCUCGCCGGCCACUUCUCUCCCGACGCAUACGUGAAGGAGCUGGUUAAGCUCAUGCAGCCGAACGAUUUCACCGGUGAGGAGAACCCGGAAGUCAUGCUGCUCGCAUGUAGAUGUCUGGCCAAUCUGAUGGAAGCUCUGCCCGCCGCAACCGCCAAUGUCGUAUAUGGAGGCGCGGUACCGGUCUUGUGUUCGAAGCUGCUCGAGAUUGAUUUCAUUGAUCUUGCCGAGCAGAGCUUGAGCACGCUAGAGAAGAUCUCAGUCGAGUUUCCUACACAAAUCGUACGGGAGGGCGGUCUGACGGCUUGUCUGACGUUCCUCGACUUCUUCGCAACGAGCACACAGCGGACAGCAGUCACGACAGCAGCAAACUGCUGUCGCAACAUUCCUGAUGACUCGUUCGCCACCGUACGUGAUGUCAUGCCGAUCCUGGAGAACAUUUUGAACAACAGCGAUCAGAAGGUUGUCGAGCAGGGGUGCAUUUGUGUGUCACGGAUUGUGCAGAGCUUCAGACAUCAGGAGGAGAAGCUCGAAGAGUUGGUUAGCCCGGGGUUGUUAAAGGCGAUCCUGGCACUUUUGCUGCCUGGCACCACGAAUCUUAUCGGACCGCACAUUCACACCAUGUUCUUGCAGGUCAUUGCGUACACAGCCAAAGCGAGCCCGCGCUCGUCAGCCGAACUGCUCAAAAUGAACGUGGUCGAUACCCUGUACCAGAUCCUGACAGGCGUUUCCCCACCCAGCGGGACAGAAGACGUUGCAACUAAGAUAGACUCGGUUGUCAUCAUGCAGGCAUUGAUUCACCGACCAAAGGAUCAGGUGUUCGAAACGCUCAACGUCAUCUGCGAGCUGUUGCCCGACGUUACGAACGAUGGGCUCUCAUAUCUCGAAGAUCUGUUCGAUGCUGGGUACCCUGGGCGCGACCAUCCGCCUUUGUCUUCCGAGACCAAGAAGACCAGCAACGAGAAGCGCGUGGAACUUUUCGAGGGAUGCAAGACGGAGGUUAAGCGCUUCGCCGUCAUUCUGCUUCCCACCCUUACCGACGUAUAUUCGAGUACAGUGAACCUGAAUGUCCGACAGAAGGUACUCACUGCCCAGCUGAAGAUGCUCUCCAAUCUCGACACCGAUAUUCUUCAGGAAGCACUGCGUGCUGUGCCUUACGCCUCAUUCCUGGCAUCGAUUUUCUCGCAACAAGACCAUCCCACCUUGGUCACAUACGCUCUUCAGGCAGCUGAAUUGCUAUUGAAGCGCCUGGAGUCCAUAUACCGAUAUCAGUUUUACCGUGAGGGCGUCAUCGCGGAAAUCUCUGUCCUGGCCAACCGCCCCAGCAAGGCCUUGGAAGUCCGCACUAAAGAUUCCAAGCCAACGGUUGAUAUAGAGGCUAUUCCAGAAUCCGGCGCCGGCGCAACAUCAACAGCAGAUCAAGGCGCGGUAUGCGAAGCUGCUGACCCUAUGGACGUUGAGACGCACUCGGAAGAUAACGAUGAUGAGGACGAGGGUGAUGAAGAUGAGGAUCGCAACGAAAAUGGUGACGACCAGGAUGAUGAUGAUGAUGAUGAUGAUGACUCUGAUUCAUCAUCUUCAUCUGACCAAAACCCUCUACCACUCCCCAACAUUGACGACAUCAUCACCCUGCGCGCCAAGAAGUUUAUCGAAGUCCAUGAGAAAGACAGCGACAGGCCAGUCCGAGACAAGGCGUCUGCGGUGUUGGACGACCUGAAGUCUCUCGCAAAAGAUCUCAAGGAGUGCACAUUGCAAGGUAAUACGGAUAACUGCUCGGAGUUGUUCACGCGACUGGCAAAAUACUUCGAAGGCGAUGCCUUAGAAAGCAUUACGAGCUACGAGUUGAAGUCUUCUAAGAUCGUGGACGUACUACUAGAACUCUUCUCGACCGACAGCCCCACGACUGGCGCAGAACCACGAUCGCUGUUCCUCGAAGCGUUCAUGGGUGCCAGCAACAAGGAUAAGAUCAAAACCACUAGCAGUGCGUCUCCGGCAACACCAUUCAGUGUCCUGGUGAACAAGCUUCAAGAUCUUUUAAGUAGAUCUGAGCACUUCGAGGUGAUCACCGUACAUCAGAACUCCUACGAUGGCCGCGGCAGCGCACCAAACAUGUUGGCAAAGCAACUUCGACUCAAGCUCGUCGCAGAAGAGGAUUCCGGCAUCCCUAAAUCGUAUCGUAACAUCAUGGUAUCUAUUCACGCCAUUGCUACAUUCAAGGCGCUGGACGAUUACCUUCGACCCCGUAUGCAUGUUGCUGCCGAGCGGCCGCGAGGAAGCAGGACGAGGGAUCAAUUUGCUGCAUACGCCCAAGCUCUUGCGGAAGGACGUGCGCCUCCGCCCCCAGAGACGCCCAGCGAGACUUCCGGUCGGCCAUCAAAGAAGUCAUCAAAAUCAAAGUCGAGGUCGAACGAAGAUUCGGAAGCUGGUCCCAGCUCUGCAUCACGCGAGAAGACACGUCGCUCGAGCCGUCGCCAACAGACGCAGCCACCACCUCCACCGCCACCACCACCACCGGCCCCCAAAGCUCGCUCAAGCAGUAGUCAGGAUCCGCUCGAAUGCGCAGACGAGGGACGCUUGUCCGACCAGGAUUCGUUAGACGAGAACGCUGCGCUGAACGCCAUCGUAGAUGAGCUCGAAGAGGAGCUUGAGAACGAGCUCGAGGAUGCGCUCGACAACGAUGAGUCCGACCCGUCAGCGGUCAGUGUCGAGGUAGCAUCGACCGGUAAGGCUACAGCUCGUAAAGAGGAUGGUACCAGGAUUGCCACACCCAUCCCAGGCACACCAUCAGCGAAACCCUCGGAUCGCUUGAGUACUCCAGCUUCACGCUUGACCGCACUGCUGCAAGACUCUGCCUUGCGACAGAGCCUGUCAUAUGCUGCCGCUGUACAGUCGACGCUGCAAGACUGGCACAUCGAGUUCAGCGUGAACGACCAGCCGAUCUUGGCCGACACAACCAUCUAUCGUGUUGUGCACUUCAAUCAAGCGCAGGCAUCGGACGUAUCUCAACGUACAGUAUGGAACGCUGUUCACACCAUCAAGUUCAAGCGCGUACCUGGCCCACCUCCAGGCGAGGCGUCCUCACAAACCCCACCACCAGAAACAAAGGUUGGAGGCCAGACCAUGCCAGCGUCAUUGGACCACCACCCUAUCACAUCGGGUAUCCUUCGACUACUCAACCUUCUCCAUGGUCUGAACUCCCAUCUCGAUGACGUCCUUUCCGAGAACAAGGAUCAGAUCAAGCUGAACGUUGAGCCGCUUUCGCAGUUCGUGAAUACAAAGCUUACAGCGAAACUCAAUCGUCAACUUGAGGAGCCCUUAAUCGUAGCAAGCAACUGCCUACCGAGCUGGAGCGAGGAUCUUGCUCGCUUCUAUCCUUUUCUGUUCCCCUUCGAAUCGCGCCAUCUCUUCGUCCAGUCCACCUCCUUCGGGUACUCUCGUUGCAUGACGCGCUGGCAAAAUACUCAAAAUUCCAACGAUACCAGGAACGAUCGCCAUCGCGACGAACGACCCUUCCUUGGCAGACUUCAGCGACAGAAGGUCAGAAUUUCUCGGUCAAGGAUUCUCGAAUCUGCUAUGAAGGUCAUGCAACUCUACGGACACUCUCCUAGUGUCUUGGAGGUGGAGUAUUUCGAAGAAGUAGGUACGGGUCUUGGCCCAACCCUGGAGUUCUACUCUACCGUCUCCCGCGAGUUCUCGAAGAAGAAACUCAAGAUCUGGAGGGAGAACGACUCUAACGGCCCGGAUGAAUAUGCCUUUGGAAAGCGAGGUCUGUUCCCGGCACCCAUGAGCGCACAGCAGGCUGCUUCAGAAGACGGCGAGAAGAAGCUUGAGAUGUUCAAGGUCCUCGGAAAGUUCGUUGCGCGGUCAAUGCUGGACUCGCGCAUCAUCGAUGUGUCCUUCAACCCUACAUUGUUCCGACUCAGCGACAGCAGCAGUACAGUCAUCACGCCUUCGCUUGCGACCAUAAAGACCGUCGAUGAGGAUCUUGCAAAGUCCCUGAGGCUGUUGAAGAAGUUCGCAGAUGCCAAGAAGCAAAUCGACGAUGAUCAAGACAAGGCUGGCGGGCAGCGAGCUGAGGCUGCGCAGAACAUUCGCUUCCAAGAUUGCACUGUCGAAGAUCUGGCACUCGACUUCACAUUGCCCGGUUACCCUUCCAUCGAGCUGAUCGAAAAUGGUGCGCAUACAGCGGUGACCAUUGACAAUGUCGAUUUAUAUGUUGAGAAGGUACUCGACCUCACUUUGGGCUCUGGAGUGAAGCGUCAAAUCGAUGCUUUCAGUGCUGGGUUCUCAGAGGUGUUCCCCUACUCUGCAUUGCGAGCCUUCACACCUGACGAGCUUGUUAUGCUGUUUGGCAGGAAUGACGAGGAUUGGUCACUCGAAACUCUCAUGGACUCGAUCAAGGCCGAUCACGGCUACAACCUCGAUAGCAAGAGCGUUCACAACCUGCUCACCACAAUGAGCCAGUACACACCAGAAGAGCGUCGAGACUUCCUACAGUUUAUCACUGGCAGCCCGAAGCUUCCUAUUGGCGGCUUCAAGAGUCUCACGCCCAUGUUCACCGUUGUCUGCAAGCCAGCAGAACCACCAUACACAUCCGACGAUUACCUCCCAUCCGUUAUGACUUGCGUCAACUACCUCAAGAUGCCGGACUACAGCACUUUGGAUGUGCUGCGCGAGAAGCUAAGCGUUGCGGUUAAGGAGGGCCAGGGCGCUUUCCAUCUUUCAUAG
This is a messenger RNA of Macroventuria anomochaeta, 5529 nucleotides long. Its product is annotated as thyroid hormone receptor interactor 12. The record is from RefSeq and is a predicted model, not a curated record. Bases 1 to 5529 code for a protein of 1842 amino acids. Gene Ontology annotation, molecular function: ubiquitin protein ligase activity. Gene Ontology annotation, cellular component: nuclear speck. The transcript has 4 exons. Lineage: Eukaryota; Fungi; Ascomycota; Dothideomycetes; Pleosporales; Didymellaceae. Gene Ontology annotation, biological process: proteasome-mediated ubiquitin-dependent protein catabolic process; protein polyubiquitination.